CAUCGCCGCGCGCCGUGUCCGGGAGUGACGCGCGCGCUCCGGCACCGCCAGCAUGGAGGAGGCGGGGGCUGCCCCCGCCCCGGCGCUCGCCGAGCUGCGGGCGGACGAAUGUUAUGCUGACUUCUUCAGAGAAGACUUUGAUGUGAAAGCUUACACUUCCCAGUCCAUCCAUCAGGCUGUGAUAGCUGAGCAACUGGCAAAACUUGCUCAAGGUAUUAGUCAGUUGGAUAAAGAACUGCAUUUACAAGUUGUUGCAAGACAUGAAGAUCUGUUGGCCCAAGCAACUGGAAUUGAAUCCCUGGAAGGUGUCCUCCAAAUGAUGCAAACUAGAAUUGGUGCUCUACAAAGCACUGUUGAUAGAAUUAGAGUCAAAAUUGUUGACCCCUACAACAAAAUAGUGUCUCGCACAGCUCAGCUAGCAAAACUUCAAGCUGCCUGUGACUUGCUGCGGAGGAUAAUACGCAUCUUGUAUCUCAGUAAGAGACUUCAAGGACAACUGCAAGGAGGAAGCAGAGAGAUAACAAAAGCUGCCCAGAGUCUCAAUGAACUUGAUUAUCUUUCUCAAGGGAUAGAUCUGUCUGGAAUUGAAGUAAUUGAAAAUGACCUGCUUUUUAUUGCAAGAGCUCGUCUUGAGGUGGAAAACCAGGCUAAAAGGUUGCUUGAGCAAGGUGUGGAGACUCAGAAUCCUACGCAAGUGGGAACUGCUCUUCAGGUUUUCCAUAAUCUUGGGACUUUGAAAGAUACCAUUGCUAAUGUGGUGGAUGGAUACUGCACAGUCCUGGAAGAGAACAUAAAAAAUGCUUUGGAUAUCAAAGUAUUGACCCAACCAUCUCAAACAGUCACAAGAGGUGGCCCUGGUAGAGCUGCUAUGCCAACACCUGGGAACACAGCAGCUUUUCGAGCAGCCCUCUGGACAAACAUGGAGAAACUCAUGGAUCAGAUCUGUGCUGCUUGCGGACAGGUGCAGCAUUUGCAGAAAGUAUUGGCAAAGAAAAGAGAUCCUGUGUCACAUGUCUGCUUCAUAGAGGAGAUAGUUAAGGAUGGCCAGUCUGAUAUUUUGUACAAAUUUUGGACUGCAGUAACCCAGACACUUUCCUCUCAGUUUCAGUCAGCAACAGACUCCUCUAUGUUUUUGAAACAAGCAUUUGAAGGAGAAUACCCUAAAUUACUGAGGCUUUAUAAUGACUUGUGGAAGCGCCUCCAACAAUACAGUCAAAAUGUUCAGAGGAAUUUUAACACAAGUGGAACUACUGAUCUUUUUGCUGAACUACAACAAAUGGAAGAAGAUGCACAGGACAUAUUCAUGCAAAAAAAUGAAGAUUAUGAUCCAGAAAAGGCCUUGAAAGAUUCACUGCAACAAUAUGAAGCUGCCUAUCUGUCAAAAUCCUUAUCUCGACUGUUUGACCCCAUCAAUCUUGUCUUCCCUCCUGGAGGUCGGAAUCCUCCCUCUUCUGACGAGCUUGACAGCAUCAUAAAAACUAUAGCUAGUGAGCUGAAUGUGGCUGCUGUUGAUCCAGACCUGAGUCUAGCUGUGGCCAAAAAUGUGGCGAAGACCGUUCAGCUUUACGGUGUAAAGUCUGAGCAGCUUCUGUCCACUCAAGGAGACGCCAGCCAGGUGAUUGGGCCACUGACAGAGGGCCAGAGGAGGAACGUGGCUGUAGUUAAUUCUCUGUACAAACUGCACCAGGCAGUUCUGAAGGUUAUUACCAGUCAGAGCUCAUUUCCAGCAGCUGCUGAGCAAACAGUCACAGCUGCCUUAAAGGCAGUCCAUGAUCUAAUGGGUAGUGCUGUUCAGCCGCUACUGAACUCUGUGGGAGAUUCAGUGGAAGCUAUUAUCAUCACCAUGCACCAGGAAGAUUUUUCUGGAUCAUUAUCCAGCUCAGGAAAACCAGAUGUCCCUUGUUCUCUCUACAUGAAAGAGCUUCAGGGUUUUAUAGCAAGAGUCAUGAGCGACUACUUCAGACAUUUUGAGUGUUUUGACUUUGUCUUUGAUAACACUGAAGCCAUGGCUCAAAGAGCAAUUGAACUUUUCAUUCGCAAUGCCAGUCUAAUAAGGCCCCUCGGUGAAGGUGGGAAGAUGCGCCUGGCAGCGGAUUUUGCACAGAUGGAGUUAGCAGUAGCACCACUGUGUCGGCGAGUCUCUGACUUAGGAAAAUCUUACAGACAGCUGAGGUCAUUCAGACCACUGCUGUUCCAGACCAGUGAGCAUAUUGCCAGUAGCCCAGCUCUGGGAGAGGUUAUUCCAUUCAGCAUUAUUCUUCAGUUCUUAUUUACAAGAGCACCACCAGAGCUAAAAUCACCCUUCCAGAGGGCUGAGUGGUCCAUUGCCCGCUACUCCCAGUGGCUCGAUGAUCAUCCAUCUGAAAAAGACAGGCUUGCUCUCAUACGUGGUGCACUGGAAGCUUAUGUUCAAUCAGUGAGAACAAGAGAGGGAAAGGAGUUUGCACCAGUCUAUCCCAUAAUGGUUCAGCUGCUGCAGAAAGCCAUGUCAACCCUUCAGUGAACACAGCUGGACAACGCUCUCAUACCAGGGAGUGGAUGGUAACAGGGCCGGGGGCUUUGGUGCCACAUCUGUAUUUACUGUUCAUGUAAAUUAUCCCCAAGUAUAUCAGCUUUACAAUGAAAUGUUUUCCUACUUCAUGUCUGAAACUUCUGUCUUCUUGCUUUAUGUUCACAUUACAGGAACUUACUUAGAAAUAUCGUAAGGAAAUUGUACAACUUUUAUGUGCUGUAAGUCUACAUCUAAUUGAAACAUUCUUAAGCAUUCCUUUUGAAUUUAGAAAAGUAUAAAAUUAGAACUCAAGUAUUACAGUGUAAUUGCUGAAUAUCUCAAAUAAGGAAGCAGCUCUUUUCCUACAAGUAUGGUUUUAAACAGUUGAAUACACUUUAGCCAUAUUCAGAAAACUACUUUUGAAACAUUUGAAUCAUCAGUUUCCAUCUAAAAAUCACUAAUUUUAACACAAGGAAAAAUAUUUAUAACUAACCUAAAUGAUUCUCUCUUGCACUAUUUGCUUAGAAAUAAUUUAUAUUGAUUUCAACUCUUUUUGCUUAAACUGUAAUAAAGAACAUUGACUAUCCAAUCCUGAAAA
Molecule: messenger RNA, 3089 nt
Organism: Corvus hawaiiensis (hawaiian crow)
Lineage: Eukaryota; Metazoa; Chordata; Aves; Passeriformes; Corvidae
Gene: COG5
Product: component of oligomeric golgi complex 5
Exons: 22
Coding region: 53-2503 (816 amino acids)
Biological process (GO): intra-Golgi vesicle-mediated transport
Cellular component (GO): COG complex
Source: RefSeq, a predicted model, not a curated record